Molecule: messenger RNA, 1821 nt
Organism: Hippopotamus amphibius kiboko
Lineage: Eukaryota; Metazoa; Chordata; Mammalia; Artiodactyla; Hippopotamidae
Gene: KYAT3
Product: kynurenine aminotransferase 3
Exons: 14
Coding region: 69-1436 (455 amino acids)
Biological process (GO): biosynthetic process
Cellular component (GO): cytoplasm; mitochondrion
Molecular function (GO): L-kynurenine:2-oxoglutarate transaminase activity; pyridoxal phosphate binding
Source: RefSeq, a predicted model, not a curated record
CCGCCCAGUCAGGCUCCGGAACCCUCGCGGACUCGAGCUCAGGGAAGCGAGGUUUCCAGCGAGGGAGCAUGUUUUUGGCCCAGGGGAGACUGUGCACCCUUGGCAAUAGACCUAAAUUCCUGAAGACAGUUUGUACUUCAAAAAUCCUUGGACUCUCUGCUUCUGCUAAAAUGUCUUUGAAAUUCAAAAAUGCAAAACGAAUUGAAGGCCUUGAUAGCAAUGUGUGGAUUGAAUUUACCAAGUUGGCUGCAGACCCCUCUGUUGUGAAUCUUGGCCAAGGCCUUCCAGAUAUAUCCCCUCCAGUAUAUGUAAAGGAAGAAUUAUCUAAGAUUGCAGCAAUUGAUAGUCUGAAUCAGUACACACGGGGCUUUGGUCAUCCAUCACUCGUGAAAGCUCUAUCCUGCCUAUAUGAAAAGUUUUAUCAAAAUCAAAUCAAUCCAAAUACAGAAAUCCUUGUGACAAUAGGAGCAUAUGGAUCUCUUUUUAAUGCCAUUCAAGGAUUAAUUGAUGAGGGAGAUGAAGUCAUAGUGAUAGUGCCUUUCUAUGACUGCUAUGAGCCCAUGGUGAGAAUGGCUGGAGCAACACCUGUUUUUAUUCCCCUGAGAUCUAAACCUGUUGAUGGGAGAAAAUGGUCAAGUUCUGACUGGACAUUAGAUCCUCAAGAACUGGCAAGCAAAUUUAAUUCCAAAACCAAAGCUAUAAUACUAAAUACUCCACAUAAUCCCCUUGGCAAGGUGUAUACCAAAGAGGAACUCCAAGUAAUCGCUGACCUUUGCAUCAAAUAUGACACACUCUGCAUCAGUGAUGAGGUUUAUGAAUGGCUUGUAUAUACUGGAAAUAAGCACUUUAAAAUAGCCACUUUUCCAGGUAUGUGGGAGAGAACAAUAACGAUAGGAAGUGCUGGAAAGACUUUCAGUGUGACUGGCUGGAAGCUUGGCUGGUCCAUUGGUCCUAAACAUUUGAUAAAACAUUUACAGACAGUUCAACAAAACACCAUUUAUACUUGUGCAACUCCUUUACAGGAAGCCUUGGCUCAAGCUCUUUGGAUUGACAUCAAGCGCAUGGAUGACCCAGAAUGUUACUUUAAUUCUUUGCCAAAAGAGUUAGAAGUAAAAAGAGAUCGGAUGGUACAUUUACUUGAAAGUGUUGGCCUAAAACCCAUAGUUCCUGAUGGGGGAUACUUCAUCAUUGCUGAUGUGUCUUUGCUAGAUGCCGACCUCUCUGAUAUGAAGAACAGCAAUGAACCUUAUGACUAUAAAUUUGUGAAAUGGAUGACUAAAAAUAAGAAACUGUCAGCCAUCCCAGUUUCAGCAUUCUGUAAUGCAGAAACCAAAUUACAGUUUGAGAAAUUUGUGCGAUUUUGCUUCAUUAAAAAAGACAGUACACUGGAUGCUGCGGAAGAAAUCAUCAAGGCAUGGAGUAGACAGAAGUCUUGAUACAUGCAGACUGCGUUAUUUCUAUUAAAUGACCUAGUAUGGAAUUAUUUAGUGCUGCCACUUGCUGGAUAUUGAAAAAAAUAAUUUCAGUACACAUGAAAUUUAAAGGAAUGUUUCCUUCGUUAAUCCCAAUCUUGACAAUAUUCAGGAGAUCUGAUUUUUUUUUCAGCUGAAAUGUAUUAAAGCACCUUUUAUGACCAUUUUAUGAGUCAUUAUAGUGUUGUGGUAAGAACUGUGAGAUGCUGGUUGAUGCUUAACCUCUCUGUGCUUCAGUUUCCUCAUAAAAGGGAAAUAAAAAUAGCACCUACUUUAUAUGAAGUUUGUGAGUUGUUGUUUGUGAGCAUGAAAUGGACUGAGGUAUGUAAAGCCUGGCAAACAACAAGCA